UUGUUUCCCGAGUAUUUUAGAAGCUUCCAGAGGCGCGAGGACUACAUCGGCGAUUGUGGGGCUACUUCUCGAAGAAUCGAAGUUUCCCAGAAACCUAUUAUUAGGUGUAUUCUUCGUCGGAGAUAUUAUUCGACUGAGUAAUUGUAUGUGGAUGAUUUGGUUGUAAUCGCGUUGUCAUUCUUGUACUUUAGGUGGACUAUUUAGUUAUUAAAUUGUGAAGUUUCCUUUUUUGGAUUUGGGAUGCCAUUUGUGGAACAUAUUCCAUCAUGAAAGUUUUCUCACUUAAAUCUGCAUCCUACGGCAACUACGACGACCUCUCUCCUACGUUUACUUUUCUUAUUUCGGAACAAAUGGCUAAGAUGAGCAAUGUAGAGGUCGGGAUGCCGUUGCCGUCGAAAUCGCCCCAACCCCCAGCUGCAAGCGAGGCUCUGACCUCGCCUAAUCCGCCCCCGGAAUCAAAGCCUAAGAAGAAGAUAUGCUGCGCCUGCCCAGAUACGAAGAAGCUGAGAGACGAAUGCAUCGUGGAGCACGGCGAGGCUGCCUGCGGGAAGUGGAUUGAAGCCCAUAAACAGUGCCUCCGCGCCGAGGGGUUUAAAGUUUGACAGUAAUCUUGACGGCAAAAGAUAAAUAAAUUUUUGAAGGGACUAAUAGAUCGUGACUUACACAGGAACUGGAGCUUCAUUUAACUGAAUCAUGCACUGUUUCUUUUUGGGAUUCGCAUGAAUAAACAUGGCCAGAUGUUAUCUUUAGGGUCAAAGUUAAAAGUCAUCUUGAUGUUUUAACUGAUUUAUCUUAAGUUACUUUUAACUGAGAAGAAAUUUAUUUAUA
Ananas comosus (pineapple) is the source of this 828-nucleotide messenger RNA. RefSeq names its product cytochrome c oxidase copper chaperone 1-like. Gene Ontology annotation, molecular function: copper ion binding; copper chaperone activity. The record is from RefSeq and is a predicted model, not a curated record. NCBI's taxonomy places the organism in Eukaryota, Viridiplantae, Streptophyta, Magnoliopsida, Poales, Bromeliaceae. Gene Ontology annotation, cellular component: mitochondrial intermembrane space. The transcript has 3 exons. The coding region runs from base 267 to 602 and encodes 111 amino acids.